CAACUGACGGUUGAUGGUUUGGAGGUAGUCUGUGGAACUACGCAGCUCUACUCCCAUUGUGGUCGAAGAGAACCAGCGACCUAGAAGAAAUUGUUGCCCCGGGGAUCGGAUCCGAUGAUGGGGGUAUAGUGCUUUUGCUGGCCACCAUGUUUGUGUUAGUAGAAAUGACGGAUACAGUGCGAAUACCUCCAUGGCAGUUUGAAAGAAAGCUUAAUGAUGCAAUCACUGAAGAGUUAAAUAAAAAGUUGGCUAAUAAGGUUGUAUAUAAUGUUGGCCUCUGUAUCUGUCUAUAUGACAUUACAAAGCUGGAAGAUUCCUACAUAUUUCCAGGAGAUGGUGCAUCACACACAAAAGUACAUUUUAGAUAUGUUGUAUUUCAUCCAUUUUUGGAUGAAAUUCUGGUCGGAGAGAUAAAAGGCUGCAGUCUUGAAGGUGUACAUGUUUCUCUUGGGUUCUUUGAUGACAUACUCAUUCCUCCAGAAUCUCUACAACAGCCUGCCAAAUUCGAUGAAACGGAACAGGUAUGGGUUUGGGAAUAUGAGACUGAAGAAGGAGCUCAUGACCUGUAUAUGGAUAUGGGAGAAGAAAUACGUUUCCGUGUAGUAGAUGAAAAUUUCAUUGAUACAUCUCCAACAGGCCCAAGCUCUGUAGAGCCUUCCACAUCUAGUGGCACUGAGGAGACACAGAAGAAAGAAGCACCCUAUACUAUUGUGGGAUCUAUCAGUGAACCCGGUCUGGGUCUUCUAUCCUGGUGGACGAACAGUUAAUUGAAGGUAAAGAUGGACAGUUUACACUGAAAAAGCCAGAAGAUGCCUUGAUCGACAGUUGCAGAAUGGUAACUUUUUCCCCAUUUCUGCUUUAUAUUAAAUCAAGUCAGUCCGAUCGAGAUAUAGAAAUAAAUGAGUGCGCUUAGUGGAAUGUCAUCAAAACAGAAUAACUAUGCAUCAUAACUCUAGAACAUUACUGUAAUAAUCCUGAUGCUUUUUUCCACCAAUAUAGGAUAUAAGCACCUGGGAAUGGUAUGUUAGCUGAAAAGAAAAAGAAAAGAAGAUCCUCUAAAUUAAAAAAAGAUACAAAGACAAUAUUCUGAAGGAUUGACCUCAUGCUGCUACAGUUCAUUAUGAAAAUAAAUGUUAAAAAUGACUAAUACUGAAAAGGCACCACUUUUUUUUUCCAAAGGAUAGAAGGGCUGCUUGUUUUUUAAAUUCAGACAGGUUGCAGUAAAACUGUGGUAUAGCUACUUGCCUCUUCUCCGUUUUGUAACAAAUUAUCAUUUGGAAGGGCUGCAACCUUGGGUAAAAUGAAUAAGCUGCUUUUCUGCCAGAAUUACAGUUAAAAUAGAAGAUAAUACUGUAUGUAUAGCUCAGAGUUGAACUAUAGACUCCUUGGUGUUCUCUGCGCUUUGUUAUUAGUUUGCACACAUUUCAUUACCCAAACAGUAACAUUGGUGAACAUUAUCAGAUGAUACCUAGUUGGGUAAAGUAACAUUUGCAAGCAAACAACCAAACUCUAGAGAGUAGCAAGGACUCCAUAUUCCAGUCAGAAAUUCUGUUUUAUCCAGACAACAAAGAAAACUUAUUUUUCUGAGAAAAUAUAUGACCAUUACUGUUUUUAGCAUAAAUACUGCAGAGAGACAGAUAGCCUCCAGGGAUGUUCCAUUGAGAAGGGGCAUUGGUCUUACCUUAGACACCCUUUCUCAGGGAGUCGACGGGAAAAUCCAGAUUGGGUAGUCUCUUGUCUCAUUGCUCUACAGACUGAGUUGAAUUCUGAGGACACGCUUCCCUGGUAAUGGUUCCCAGUUGAAACGAAGCCAAAGCGAAUCCUGUUGUCCUUCUCCAGCCCAAAAGUACCCCCUCUGGGGCUCUGGACCAGACAGUCCUCAGGGUGGGGCUGGAUUCUCCUGUCAACUCCCAAGAAAGGGAGUCUCAGGUAAAACCGACGCCCCUUCUCCAUUGUGUCAAUGGGAGAAUCCAGAUUGGGACAUACCAAAGCUGGCUGUCCUAUGGGCAGGAAUUGGUCUGGUCUGGAGUCCCCGCUUCAACAUGUACUCUUUGGAGGACGCGCCUGCCGAAGGCCGGCUCCAGAGAGGCGAAGGUGUCCAGUCUAUAGUGCCGUAUGAAUGGUGAUAGUGAUGACCAUGUCCUUUGCCACGAUUCAAAAGGCAGGCUUAUGCGGUAGCAUAGUUGUCACGGCGAUUCAGAAUCUCAGUCUCCAGGUGCAAGCGUGGCAACGGCCAGGUAGUUUGCCAGUGGGACCUGAACUUUGCCGCAGACCAAAAGGCAGGCUUACGCAGAAACGCUGCUGCCGCGGCGAUCUAAAACAUAGGAGUGUGAUCGAUCGAUCAGGGAGUCCAGCCCCCUUCCACAGCUGCGGAAUGCACCAGCAGGGCCUUGCCCGCUGUCCUGGCCGUCCUCAGCAGAGUCGGACAGCCUGCCUGUCAAAUUCCCUUUUGUUCCAGUUAUCUGUCAAUCAAAAGAAUCCAGGGAUUGGAAGUCCUUUGAGAGGUUCAGAGCCUCUAAGGAAGACAUCUGAACGAGCUGAGACUGAGUUGAAAACUGGGGACCGUUACCAGGGAGGCAUGUCCUCAAAAUUCAACUCAGUCUGAAGAGCACAAGACAAGAGACUACCCAAUCUGGAUUCUCCCAUCGACACAGUGGAGAAGAUAAAAUUUUAUAUACACACAUACACAUAUCUCUAUAUGUUGCUAUGGCUCUUUUUCAAUGAAAGAACUUUAUAUGCAACAUUUGUCCCAUGUUAAGUAUGAAACAGGCCUGGACCAUUUUUCUUGCACUGUAAUAGAAAUUAAUAUUAAAAAAGUUCUAACAUAUUAUAAAAAAACAUCCUUUUAGAACACCUGGUUCUUGCUGACUGUAUUUUCUAACAAAUAAGCAUUCCAAAUUCUAAAAGUUUUCAUGAUGCUGCAAUUCUGUGUUUGUGCAGAAAAUUUUCUACUCUUGGUGUUAGUUUUUUUGCUCUGAUUACUGCUGAGAUGCAAUGUUUUACUUUCUAAUAUUGUGUAAUGAAAAUUGGUAGAAAAAUGAAUGUUUAAAAUCUAGCUGAUAACUAUACAACCAGGGUUUUUUCCUGCUGUUCAAAGAAAGGAUUUUGGACUAAAGGCAAUGAUCUUUACCGGUAUUAAAUUUGCCAUCUUUUUUGCUUGUUAUCCUUUGAUGUUAUUUAAAUGUAAUUAGAAUUUUUAUAUUAUGCAUCAAAAUUUUGAUACUUCUUAUACAAAAUAUAAAAUUACUAAGAGUUGACAAUCAUUUUUAUCAUUUUUCUGACAAUUUCUGUGUCGUACUUGCUAUUCUAUACUGGAUCUAUUAGACUAUGAUCUUUGAAUUGUUUUAAGACUGGGUUCUGUUAAAUUACUUCCACAUAUACCAUACAUCUGCUCUUCCUUUGGCAGAUAUUUUUCCAUUAACAGAUACUCAUUACUAAAUUCUGUACUUGAGUCUGGAAUAAAUUACUGAACACAG
Molecule: messenger RNA, 3476 nt
Organism: Notechis scutatus (mainland tiger snake)
Lineage: Eukaryota; Metazoa; Chordata; Lepidosauria; Squamata; Elapidae
Source: RefSeq, a predicted model, not a curated record